AUGGCUGCCGCUCGAUUGACCUGGCUAAUCACUGGCGCAUCGUCAGGCCUUGGCAAAUAUAUCGCUUCCGAAGCUCUUAAGGCUGGCAAUAAGGUCAUUGGAGCCACACGCGAUGUCAGCAAGGCUGAAACCACCUAUCCGGAAUUUUCGGCCAAAGGUGGCAUUUGGGUAAGGAUCGAUCCUGCUCAAAAUAAUGCGUAUGAUCAGGUUUCAAAGUACUCUCGUGAGCACCAAGUGGAUUUUCUGGUGAAUAGUGCUGGCUAUGCUUUCAUUGGUGGUGUGGAAGAUACAAGUGAAGAAGAAGUCCGCCAGCACAUGGAGGCCAAUUUCUAUGGGCCUCUUCGUGCUGUUCGGGCCUGUCUGCCGGUCAUGCGUGAGAAACGCUCCGGUCAAAUCAUUCUCAUCAGCAGUGGUGCCGGAUUCAUCGCCCGCCCUGGACGGGGCACCUAUUCGGCUAGUAAAUUUGGAAUCGAGGCUUUUCACGAAUCCCUGUCUCACGAGGUCAGGUCCCUUGGAAUCAAAGUCCUGAUUGUGGAGCCUGGCGCAUUCCGAACCCCUUUCGCCACACGUCAGGUUGUCCCUGCUGCAUUUGAGAAUGGCUUCAGUGACGGCUACACUGGUAUGCCAGUUGAGGCGAUGGUCAGCGCGUCUCGAAAUCUUACAGUUGCUCCGGACUGGAUUAGAGGGGACCCAGAGAAGGCGGCAAGAGUAAUCAUGAACGCUACAGAUAAAGGGUACGAUAAUCUCCGGCUUCCUCUGGGUAAGGACUGUGUGGCUGCUUUAGAGACGAAGAUUGGAGAGCUGCAGAGAGAUUUGGACGCUACAUGUUCGGUCGCCAUUGCUACCGAUGUUGAUUAA
Molecule: messenger RNA, 858 nt
Organism: Penicillium soppii
Lineage: Eukaryota; Fungi; Ascomycota; Eurotiomycetes; Eurotiales; Aspergillaceae
Product: SDR family oxidoreductase
Exons: 3
Coding region: 1-858 (285 amino acids)
Molecular function (GO): oxidoreductase activity
Source: RefSeq, a predicted model, not a curated record